Trichoderma aggressivum f. europaeum is the source of this 339-nucleotide messenger RNA. RefSeq lists its product as uncharacterized. NCBI's taxonomy places the organism in Eukaryota, Fungi, Ascomycota, Sordariomycetes, Hypocreales, Hypocreaceae. The record is from RefSeq and is a predicted model, not a curated record. Gene Ontology annotation, molecular function: proton-transporting ATPase activity, rotational mechanism. The coding region runs from base 1 to 339 and encodes 112 amino acids. Gene Ontology annotation, biological process: proton transmembrane transport. The transcript is spliced from 6 exons. Gene Ontology annotation, cellular component: vacuolar proton-transporting V-type ATPase complex.
AUGUCUGCACAGAACUCGGCCGGUAUCCAGACUCUCCUCGAUGCUGAGAGGGAGGCGUCCAAGAUUGUACAGAGGGCUCGAGAAUUCCGCACCAAGCGCGUCAAGGAAGCCCGUGACGAGGCCAAGAAGGAAAUCGCCGACUACAAAGCCAACAAGGAAGACGAGUUCAAGAAGUUCGAGGCCGAGCACAGCAAGGGCAACGAGGCCGCCGAGCAGGAGGCGAACAAGGAGGCCGAGAAGCAGAUCGAGGUGAUCAAGGAGGCGGGCAAGAAGAACCAGGACGCCGUUGUUAAGCACCUCCUGGACGCCGUGUUCGAGGUGAAGCCCGUGGCUGCGUGA